Messenger RNA from Musca vetustissima, 1041 nucleotides. Its product is annotated as putative gustatory receptor 94a. NCBI's taxonomy places the organism in Eukaryota, Metazoa, Arthropoda, Insecta, Diptera, Muscidae. Gene Ontology annotation, biological process: sensory perception of taste. The transcript has 3 exons. Gene Ontology annotation, cellular component: membrane. Bases 1 to 1032 code for a protein of 343 amino acids. The record is from RefSeq and is a predicted model, not a curated record.
AUGACGGUCGCCGUGACCACAUUAUCUCUGCGACAACUCUAUAUUGCCUAUAAUGAUGAUAAAAUAAAUUUGGCAAAUGCUGAAAUCUUAUAUUACUAUAUAGGUAUUGUGGCUGUUAUAUUAACCUAUAUCUUACAAUUGGUCCGAUCGAACGAAAUAAAAACGUUUGUUAGUCAAGUACCAUUACUCGAACUGAUGGAUUAUUUUGAAUUAAAUCAAAGAGCGGUGAAAUCUUCUAUUGUUAAAAUUGUUGUAAAAACACUAUUGUUUCCAAUAAUACUUGAAAUUAAUUUAAUAAUACGCCAAAGGCGUAAAGAUACUGUGAUUAAUCUCUUUCCCUUGGUCGCAUCGAAUUUCUUGCCAAAUUGUGUUUUCAGUGCCCUCGUCAUCUGCUAUCAUUAUAUGCAGGCAUUAAAUAGUUACUUGGAAAAAGUGGAAAAGGAUGCAAAUCUCUAUCAGGAUGUAAAACAGAUGAUAUUACAUAAGCCAUUUCAUCGUAUGCAAGCAUUUUGUAAUAUGGCCGAUAAAUUGGAUGAGUUGUCGGAAAAAUAUUCGAUAAUUUGUAAAAAUAUUUUAAAAUAUGUUGAGAUCAAUUCUGUGGCAAUAUUGGCAGCGUUGUUGUGUAAUCUUUUUGCCAUAACUGGCGGAUUGUUUCAACAAUAUAAUGCCUUGGCCGAUACGCUGAUUAAUAAGGAAAGUUACGAUCUCUUUGAUGCCAUGACAAAUGGGGUAUUUUUGGCAAUAGCCAUAGCUGAUAUUGCAUUGUAUGGAAGUAUGGCUAAUGAUUGUUUGGAAAUGGUCCAAGAAACCUCAAUAAUUCUAAAACGCAUACAGCUGAAUAAUUGUGAUAUACGUUUUCGCCAAUCGGUUGAGAGAUUUUCGCUACAAAUUUUUGUGGAAAAUUUCAAAAUCCAACCAAUGGGAAUGCUGGAGAUUAAUGUUGGACUGCUGCAUGAUGUUCUAUCGGCUGUGACAAGUUUCCUUUUAAUUCUCAUACAAAGUGAUUUGACAUUACGGUUUUCAUUGAAAUAAUUGUAUUGA